CAGCACGCUUGUUUGAUGCGGACGACAGAAACCGGGAACAUGCUUUACGCUCAUCCACUCGUAUCCGUGUAACGUUAUGGUUUGGGUUGUUCUUUUAGAUGAGCAGCUAAAUCUCCUCCGUCCGCACGACACCAUCUCUGAUCGGAGCUGUUUUACACUAUGUAAGACAUUGGCGAAGCGUGUUAUCAGUGGAUUGUGCUCUACAGUCACCGACAGCUUCGUCACAAUUGUCCAACCUAACUGGUCUGAAAACAGUCCGAAACUAACGACCUUUUCGGACAAUGUACCCACCCUGCAUUUGGCGAUUGAUCAACUGGAGGAGCCGAAUCCCCUAGUACAACAAAAGUUGAACGAUUUGGUUCUGUGGACCCUUACAGAGGUUUUCAGGUACUGGGGACCGUCAGCCACCAUCCAGAUCCUUUUAUUCACAGAUGGAGGCGCCUCGCCGUUCCUUCACCCGGCUCCGGAUGACAGCGUCGCAUCACAAUUGCCAUGGUUACCAAAGAUGGAUCAGUCUAAUGCAUCGCUCACUGUCAUAACUUUAAGUGACGAUCAGGUUUCACCUGACAUCCUUCGGACCUACCGCCAGUUCCUACCACGAUCAGGCAUUUUAUCGUGGAAGAAGUACCAACAAACAAACGGUGGCGCGCCGCUGACCGAGGAUGAUCUUGGUUCGUUCGCGGAUUACUGCGUACGAACGUGUUUAGUGAACCAUGGGUUCGGUCGGAAUUGCGAAGUAUCUCUCCGAUGUGGCCAUUUGAAUAGUUCUGUCCAGUUGGCACCUGUAUUGCGGAUAACAGACUAUGAGUCGUCAGAGUCACCCACUUCCCUUCGCCUGGAAAUAUUUGGGUUUCUACACACGAGUGAUUUGAGCAACCCUCCUGUUGUCAGCCGACAUCACGUGAGCAAUGUUUCCGAUGAGAACCGGACACCGUUUCUUCAGCUUCUAACGAGCGCAUUGCAAGAGACAAAAACGGUGGCUAUGUGUAGCAUCUAUGCAGGAGAAACCAAUUCCUCUGCUUCUGGAACAUGUACCAAAUCGACUCACGCUGAUGGUCGAAAUGACGCGGCAAAUCUGUUGCGCCAUGGGUUUGUGCAUCAGGUUGAUCCAAAAGCUUCUAUCCUCAUGCUUUCGGUGUUUCCAAAAGAUUGUAUUGGCUUACCCUGGCUUGGACAGUUCCAGCAUCUGGCCCCUGUGGAAGAUUUCGCCGGUGUGCAAUUGUACGAUGAUCGUGAGGGGAGCUCACCCUUUCCUGUUCUCGUCCCGGAUCGCCUGAGCUAUGGGACAUUGUCCGAUUCCAAUGUGGGGCAAAACCGUGCUGCACCUGCCGGGAGUGAACCGUUCCGUUACGUUUCUUGGGUCUCACCCACGUCUUUACUCAGCGAGGUGAACAAGGUACUCCGACUGGGACGUCGACUGCCAGAGAAAUCCGCUCUUUUCUUCAAGGAACUCGCCCGCCUUCGUUCGGCCGCUCUGGCCUACGGAUGCCCCGAAUUACUCGUACACGUCGCCCAUCUCACUGAGUCGGCGCAUGCUACGGAAAACCCGUUAGGUCAAGCUCAAUCGGAUGCCGUUCGGGUCCAUUUGGAUGCCAUGAAUCGAAUGCUAUCCGAAGCAGCUGCUCAGCUCGAUGAUUGAUAUUUGUACCGAACAGCAAAAAAAACUAUCUCAGCACGUCGUGUUGCAUUGUUUUCACUAUCAAUGGAGCCUUCGUUCUCAGCGGCUAUCUGUCAGAAGAGCGGUUUGUUGGAGUUCAUGCUGCAUCUGUCCGUUUUAACCUGUUGCACUCAAGCCGCGUUCAUUGCACGCUGAUUUCGCGACUGAAGGGCAUAAAGAUAGGAGUAUAGCGCUACAAACUGCACUGUUCUAUUGUAUGCACAGCGAGUCCGAAGUAUCCGAUCCUUGUUUUUCUUUAGAUUGUGAG
Opisthorchis viverrini is the source of this 1925-nucleotide messenger RNA. RefSeq lists its product as hypothetical. The record is from RefSeq and is a predicted model, not a curated record. Gene Ontology annotation, biological process: snRNA 3'-end processing. The coding region runs from base 77 to 1639 and encodes 520 amino acids. Gene Ontology annotation, cellular component: integrator complex. NCBI's taxonomy places the organism in Eukaryota, Metazoa, Platyhelminthes, Trematoda, Opisthorchiida, Opisthorchiidae. The transcript has 9 exons.